CAAUGAAGAGAGAGCAACGGCAAACUGACACCCUAUCGCUGACGACGACGGGAUGUAAAACGCCGAGCGAGAGCGAGAGCGAGAGCGAGAGGUCAACUGCAGGAGAGAGACAAAAUGGGACAAGAGCUGAGAACCACAUUACCCACCAUCAAGACUGAGCAUUAAAAAGAACACAGGGAAAAAUCAUAUGCUGGAUUAUCAUUCGAAUGAUUUAAAAGUCUGAACUCUACAUGUGGCACACCUUAGUACCUCUCGAGCAAUGCGCGGCGGAGGUAUGUACUUUACGUAUUAGGUCCAGCUCUGAUUGGUUUACCACCCCGGCCACGUGAUAAAGCAAAGCGCCACGUCCUAUGAUUGGUUCAUCGGGUCUACACAUGACGUCACCAUCCUGCGUCGCCGUGGCGGCGUUUACGGAUUUGGGUCCACAGAAGGGUCGGUGACGAGUGGCGAGGCCCCUGCCUGUGCCCGUGCCUGCUAAAGAUGGCCACUCGGGUCCAAGCGGCGGCGGCGGCGGCGGCGGCGCUCUUGAUGCUUUUGGCCCAAAGCGCUCGGCCUGUGGACGUCCCUCUGGAAAGUGAGUGCCUCAGCUUCCUCUGCUGCUCUUUCACGCCGACUCACGUUCAUUCUUUGGCAGUCCGCCAACCACCGACCAUCACCAAGCAGUCGACCAAGGAGCAUAUCGUGGACCCCAAGGACAACAUGGUGAUUGAGUGCGAGGCCGAGGGCAACCCGCAUCCCAUCUUCUCUUGGCGGCGCAACGGCAAGUAUUUCAACGUGGCGCGCGACCCGCAGGCGAGUAUGCGCAGACGCUCUGGGACGCUGGACAUCUCGGCCCGGAACGAUCCGCGACAGUAUGAGGCAGAAUACCAGUGCAUCGCCUCCAACCAGUACGGCUCGGCGUACUCCGACAAGAUCAGAGUGCGACUCUACAGGGCUCCCGUGUGGCCGAGGGAGAUCGUGGAACCGGUGGUGAUCAGCGCCGGCUCGCCUUUGGUGCUGGCCUGUGACCCUCCGGCGGGGCCGCCUAAACCUGACACCUACUGGAUGUCCAGCUGCUCCUACGCCAGACCCUUUAACUGGCCAAUUCAAACAGCGUUCCCCAGCAUGCGCGCCGUGCGGCAGGACCAUCGGGUGUCGGCGGGGCUCAACGGGGAUCUCUACUUCUCCAACGUGCUGCCCAACGACUCGGCCUCCGACUUCUGCUGCAGCGCCCGCUUCCCGUACAAGAACGCCAUCCAGCAAAAGAUGCCGGUGGUGGUCAAGGUCGUCAGCACCCGGGCCGUGGAGGAGGCCGCCCCGACCUGGUUGUCUCCUACAGGUUCAUCCAGUUCUGUUCUGGUCCUGCUGGGAGAGGAGCGACUGCUGGAGUGUAUUGCCGCAGGAGUGCCCACACCUCAUAUUAGCUGGACCAAGAACAGUGAGGACUUGGCGGAGAGCCCUCGCCUGAAACUCCGACACUUCAACAAGAUGCUUCAAAUGCCAAAGGCGGGCUUUGAGGACGCAGGCGAGUACGUCUGCACCGCCACCAAUAAGAUGGGCUCCAUCCAGCACACCUUUGCUGUCACGGUCAAAGCGGCGCCGUUCUGGUUGGAAAAGCCCCGGCAUUUAGUCUUGGCUCCCGAGGAAAGCGGGCGCUUGGUGUGCCGCGCCGACGGCGCUCCUCAUCCCACGGUCAGGUGGUUCAUCAACGGCGAGCCCAUCGAGGGCGCCGCCGCCGCCGCUCAAGCCAACAGACAGGUGUCGGGAGAUACUCUGAGCCUCAGCAGCGUGACGGCGGCGGACACGGCCGUGUACCAGUGCAACGCCUCAAACCCGUACGGCUACGUAUUGGCCAACGCCUUUGUCAACGUCCUGCAUGCAACGCCCCGCAUCCUCGGGGCCAGGAAUGAAGUCAUCAAGGUGGUGGAGGGACGUGGUGCCUUUUUGGACUGCCGCUACUUUGGCUCUCCGCUGCCCGACCUGCGAUGGUCCAAAUACGGCCAGGGGACUCUGGAAGGAAAUCGCUUUAAGACGCACAGCAACGGCACCCUGGAGAUCAGGCGCACGCAGAUAGAGGAUCAAGGAACGUACGCGUGUGCGGUCAGCAACGUCGCAGGGCGAGACGAGACUCAAGUCCGAAUUGAGGUCAAAGAACCCACCUUGAUUUUGAAAAGGCCGCAGGAUACCAGAGUGAUCCGUGGAAGCGAGGUGCGUUUGGAGUGUGCCGCCAAAGCGGACGCAACCGCCCCCAUCACCACCGCUUGGAUGAAGGACACAAAGUCCGUCACACUUGGCCGGAGAAUAUGGCUGGAUGAAUCCAAUCUCGUCCUCGGCAACGUAAACAGAGGUGACGCCGGCGUCUACACGUGCCACAUCGAGAACGAACUGGAGCAGAAGUCUGCGUCGGCGCGCCUCAUGGUGCUGGACUACCCGAAUGCGCCCUCGAAACUGGAGCUGUCGGAUCCGUACGAACGGAGCGUGAGACUUACUUGGGUCCCCGGGGACAGCAACUUCAGCCCCAUCACGGAAUACUUGGUCCAAUAUGAUGACGACGACUGGUUACCUGGAAAGUGGAAGAACUUGUCAACGUACCCCGGAAGCCUCAACUCGGUCAUUCUGCACCUGACACCUUUCACGUACUACCAGUUCCGCGUCAUCGCCGUCAAUCAAAUUGGUGCGAGUCGCCCGAGUCGUCCGUCGGUGCGAUUCCAGACGAGCGGAGCACCUCCGGACGUCAUCCCAAAGAACGUGAAAGGAGUCGGAACGUGGGGAAACAACAUGGAGAUCAGCUGGGAGCCUCUGACAUACCGGGAGUGGAAUGGGCCGCACCUCAAGUAUUUGGUCUGGUGGCGGAGACGAGACUCCAGAGAGGAGUGGAAGAACGCCACCACCAAGUGGCUCAAGUAUUAUAUCUACGACGCGGAUACGUUCACGCCCUACGAGCUGAAGGUCCAGGCCGCCAAUGACUUUGGCCUGGGCCCGGAGUCUCCCGUUGUCAUCGGUUACUCCGGGGAAGACCGUCCUGUUAGCGCGCCGCAGAACCCGAGACUGUCGGAUAUUCAGGCCACCCGGGCGACUGUGCGCUGGGACCCGGUGCCGCAAAGCUCCAUUAUGGGCCAACUGAAAGAGUACAAGGUCUACUACUGGAGGGACAGCAGCCAGCUGAGGUGGCUGCGAGUCAGCAGAGCCACCAGGUCCCGAGCCUUUGCAGAAACCGGUCCCGAGCCUUCGGGGCUCCUCACCGACCUGCUCCCCUACAGCAACUAUAAGAUGUACAUGGUCGUGGCCAACGGUCGCUACGAAGGGCCACCCAGCAACUACGUCCACUUUUCCACACCGGAAGGAGUACCAUCGGCUCCCACAUCCUUCAGGAUCCGCCAGCGACACCUUGACAGUAUCUAUGUGGACUGGGAGCCACCGGCGGAACCCAACGGAAUUAUCAGCGGCUAUUCCCUCAAGUACCAGACAGUGAACGCCAGCAGGGGAGAGGAGCAGAGAGUGGAGGAGUUCCCGCCAAACGUCACCAGUUUCUCGCUGCGCCGAGACGACCGCUACACCCGAUACCGCUUCUCUGUGGCCGCUCGGACCCGACUGGGUUUGGGCCCGUGGCAUACGGAGGAGUCGCCGCACUACACCACCGAGAUCUACGCCCAGGAUCAGGUGGACGUCUCCACCAAGGGCUGGUUCGUCGGCGUCAUGUGCGCCGUGGCCCUCGUGGUGCUGACGCUGCUCGUGGUGUGCUUCGUCAAGAGAAGCCGAGGGGGCAAAUACCCAGUGCGGGAAAAGAAAGCCACCGCCUUAGAAGCUGUGGACGACGUGGAUCAAGACGGCUCCUUUGACUACCGCAGCUCUCUGGAAAGGCUGGCCCGUGUCACGGCUCUGCCCUACCCACGCUGGGAGGAGGAGAGGGGGCUUCAGAGAGGACCACCUUCGAUGGAAGCCGUGAUGAAAAGGUGCGAGAGCGACGAUAGCCUGGUGGAUUACGGGGAUGGCGGCGGAGAAGUGCCCUUCACUGAGGACGGCUCAUUCAUUGGCCAGUACACGGCGCCAAGGAGAGACGUGAGAGACUUGGACUUUGGCGGCAGUUUGGAGCUUCAUUCUCCACUGAACGCCAUCUACUCGCUGGCUUGAAAAAGCAGAGCGGCAGGUGUUCUCCAAGCAGCUUUUGAGGGGGCACCCGUACGAGAAGACACGCCACGCAGGCCCUGCCGGCGUGGGCCGCCGAGAUCCCCGAUGACUUUAUCAUGUUGAUAAGACAAAAGAAAUGCAGGACAGAAAGAUUCCAUCGCUCGUCUCUUUUGUGUCAACAUCCAUCGACAAGCGUGACGCCUUGAGAGCGCCCGUACCGAGUCGCCGGAGAUACAUAUCGAUUCCAAAGACUAACUCUCGCUUCCCUCCCGCCGCUCUCGUGGCAGCUCGGACGUAACUUGUUGUAACCUUCCACUCACCGCAGAAAAAUGUCUAAUGUCCAUCGCUUGAUCCUUGUUCCAACCAAUAUCAAUUUCUGGGAAGUCAAA
Syngnathus typhle (broad-nosed pipefish) is the source of this 4496-nucleotide messenger RNA. It is a transcript of the gene nfascb, whose product is annotated as neurofascin homolog (chicken) b. Bases 481 to 4110 code for a protein of 1209 amino acids. The transcript is spliced from 26 exons. Lineage: Eukaryota; Metazoa; Chordata; Actinopteri; Syngnathiformes; Syngnathidae. The record is from RefSeq and is a predicted model, not a curated record. Gene Ontology annotation, biological process: brain development; cell-cell adhesion. Gene Ontology annotation, molecular function: cell-cell adhesion mediator activity.